UCAUCCUCAUCCUCGCCACUGAUUAUCGUUCUCAUCCGCUGUCCCUGGAACGGUCACUGAGCCGACUGGUAGUGGGAACAACAAGUGGCGAUAUUUUCAUCGCUUACGGCUGAAACUUGUGGGAAGAACAACAACAUGAAGUCGGUGGCGACAACAUUGUUACAGAUACUGUAGUGCAUCAUCAUCGACUACAACUACCACCACUGCUACUACUUCAUCUAGUAGUACUACUACAUAGACCACCUACUCGAAUAGUACGAGGACUGCAAUUACUGACCACCUGCAGACGAGACCAUCUACUGUUGCUAGACUGAAGAUUACAAUCAGUCCAUCCACCUGGAACCUUGGGCAACAUAAACACCAGUCACCUGGGACAACAGAGUACGACCAUCCACCUUGGACAACAGAGUGCCACCAUCUUCUACCUAGAACAACAUAAAUACCGACGACAAUGGCAGCUAAUACUAGUGUAAACUCGAGUAACCCGCCUCGGCUUGCAAGUGUAGUCGGUUUCAAUGCGGAUUUAGGCGUUUUUCCUUUCGAAGAGAAGCUCAUCUAUGCUGCCGGAAAUGUUACGGCUUCCCCAAAUUCAUCUUACUUAAGAAGCAUCUUACGUUGAAACACUUCCUCCAAGGGGAAAAGGGGUCAAAGAUGCGCUUCAAGAUGAAUAUAGAGAAGGGCUAAAAAUGUCGUGAUCGCUGCGCAGGGACCGGCACAAGUGUUUAUGCCGUUGGCCUCUCUCAUCACAGCUCUCACGCUAUGCAAGAGUGGACUGGUGGAGAGCGCGGUACAAGGAACCUAUUUAAGUAUCUGAUUGUUAUAAUUGAUGAUCCUACCGUAGUAGAGAAGAGGAAGAUGUAUGAUAGUUUUUGUUGCUCUUGCUUCUAACAGUAGCAGUAGCAUAAAGACCUAAGAAAAACGAGACUAUACUAAUGACACGUAGUUGUAAGUAAGUCGAGACACGACAUUUUAUCGUCGAUGAAGAUACGAGUACAGUUUGUCUUUAUUUGUCGGUCACUCAAUUCUUAUUCAGGUCCCAGUAUCAGCUAUUGUACCUUUGGUUGCUGCUGCUGGUGCUCCGACAGGCAAUACUUUCACAGAACUGCGUGUUUUCUUAUGCACCAUGAUGAAUACCAUGUUGGUAUCAAAUUGUCUAGAUGUAGUAGUAGGUGCUCCUUCAUAUCUAGUUCGCGUUCUAGUUUCGAUGUAACUACUACAAGGUGCACGAUCUACCUUGUUAUAGCAAGACGCUCCAUAAUGAUACCUUUCCCUAGACAUAUUCUACGAGCAUCAGCACACCCACAUGAUUCGGACACGGUUCUAAUAUCAGCAGACUUCGGAAAAGGGAGCUAUGGGCCAUUAUGCCAUCAUAUGACGGAGAUCGACCAGUUGGCUUUCACUGCGGAUGGCAGCAAACUGAUUUUUAAGAACCUGCUUGCAUUCAUGAUAGAUCUGGAACUGGAUUGUCCUACUCCUAGCAGCAGUAAUUUCACCAUGGACAUGGAUGCUUGAGUAUCUAUAAUGAUGCCUGAGUGAUUAUAGUCCUGUUGGGCUAGAAAAUCAAGGAACUUGUUCGCAUUUUCUCUCAAUAGUAUAACUAUAAUGCAUAACUUCUGAAUAGAAAGCUAUCUUCACCACUCUCUAAUUUUUCAAUCGAACGCAAUCGGACGAUGGGCGUUUGGGAACUGGUAGGGAAAGGCCUCGGCAACUCAACCACAAGAAGGAACGCUAGUCAUGGUAUUUAGAUUAAUGUUCAAUAUUACCAGCAAAAAUGGAUUACCGAAAGCGAGAGUGAUACGCUAUGAUACAAUCGGUAUCAGUGUAUCAAAUGAAGCAAAAGCACCGUUUGCCUCUCACAGAGAAGAACAUUUUCAAUAUGACCAUCAAGCAACAUGAAUAUCAAUGAGAUAUUAAGCCACUACACGUCGCGACUUGUAGCAACAUCAUCCAGAUAAGCCACUACACGUCGUGACUUGCGUACAGAGUAGUAGUUUGGUGCCAUCCGGACUUCGUGCUAUUAAUGGUAUCACACCUCUGCCGGUUCUUUCCACCUGGGAUAAUGUCGUGAAUUUCAGCUCAGAACUGCGCUACAGACCAACGGGAAAAAACGCUGUAUGAAUUGGUUUUGGUGAAGGAUUAAGUACAACUAUGGAUUGGUACACAGGGCGGAUCGUACUAGUUGUUCUAUUUCAUAAAUACAUUCGCCUCUUGUUCGUACUCGGGCUAUAUCUUACCCAGUACAUGAAGUAACCUAAUAUCCCAAAAAGUCGUAGAUGAGUACCCUCAUAGUACCCUCUCAUAUCCCCUCGUUGCGGAUCGCAGUACACGCUCAGAGAAGACUGCAUGUCCAGUGGAAGGACGUUAUUUUUACAAGGUCCGGAUACCUGGCGAGCGACCACCCUUACGAUUCGUCACUUGGGGUGCGCAAACAGCCACAAAAUUCUACUCCAUCGAUCGACGACAUCCAAAACAGUAUGAACGGAGACUAAGUAAUUCUACUCCAUCGAUCGACGACAUCCAAAACAGUGUGAAGAAGGGAGUAAUCAUAGAUUUACAGAUUUACAAUAGUUUUGCCACUUGCAAUGGGGUACUGAUGUUAGAUCCUUUUUGUGCUUGUCAGGGUACUUCCCUCACGAAGAUACCGCGAUUACACAACGAGGCUAGUAAGCUGCCUUGUAUGACCUGGUAUAACAGAGUGAGAAGUGGUAUUCGUGAUCGUAAUAGCUGGUGUAUGCUAUACAUCACAAUGAGCGAGAAGCAAGGAGUCCCCUUCAUACUCAGGCGCUCUGUGUGUCGAAAGCGAGUUUCAAUUGCGAGGAGCUCAAUCUAACGAAUACAUGCGUCGAGCAACGUACUAGUAUUUGUCCUACGAAGAUUACGUGCGUUGCGCUCCAUCGGAUGAGAAAGAUAAUUACCGCAACUAAAUCACAUUUUCUGUAUCAUCGAUACAGCUUACGCUAUCGUACAUGUAACUUGAUAGAAGUACCUUGUGAAUUGUUUAUGUCAUCAUCAUGUUGAUCUUCAUCUUCAUUUCUCAAAAAAUCAGAUGUGGUUACCUCGUGUUGUGUCUUGGCAGAUGGUGUGCACACACUUUUGGGAGUGCAGAACUCGCAAGUUUUCUUUUUCGAGGAUGCGCAGGCCUUGCGCGUUUUCGCCCCUCCGGCAGCACCAGGACCUUCUUUCGCGAUAACGAGUCUAGUUUUUUAUGGACGAGAUGACUCUCAUUGCGGAUCAAUUCCAAUGAGUACACCUGGCAUUCAUAAUGACUUAGAUACGACUAGAAUUUACUACUUCAAUUUUUUGUAGAACUCCUGUGAUUUUGGGUGCUGCAAGUACGAUCGCAUCCCUGCGUACUUCUAGUCCAGGUCCAUCCUCCUCCAUCUUCAUUCCCAAGUCGGCAACAGCGAGGACUCAGCAUCAAGCAGUGGGACUGUAGCAGUCGGUCUCGCGAGUGGGCAGAUUCUUUCUGUUGGCGAAGGUUUCUUCUUCGAGGAAGUCUCUCGACAUCUAAGUAUCCGCGGACCAAGUGCAGCAGGAGGAGGAGGAAGGGGAUCGGUGCCAGGUACCAGAGUUGUACACUUGGCUUACACUUAAAAGUGUGGAUAAAAAAGGGUCGGUCGUUGUCUUUGUUCCUCAUGUAUGACCAUCAAUCUUCAUCGUCAUUGAUCGAUGUGCGUGAUCCAUAACCUAGCCUCAUUAUCCUCACCGUCAUUCUUCUCUUAUAACCUUCGUGCUUGAAGAAGAGUCAAAAGAUUUCAUGUAUCCGCUUCAAUGAUUUAUAGGACGCAAAGCCUCAGUCCCGGCAAGAAGCCAUGUAUAUGCUAACAGCAAGAUGCCAGCUGUCCUACCUGCGGACUCGGUCCUCGAUGUCACCUCGGGUUAAGAAAGGUUUGUUUUUUUUUCUCUUGAGCAGAGCUUUAGAUUAGCUAGGGUCGCAUGUGAGCGCGAUUUUCUAGGGUCGCAUCUUUCUCCUUGAUGAUAUCCUUGUUGCUAACAAGAAAAGCCUAAUUAAAUAUCACACAGUGAUAAACAUUGCAUCACCUCUAGUUAGGCAAAUUCGUUCAGAUUCCAGAUAUUGCCAGCUCAUCCUUCGCGCCUUGUUCUUCUUCAUGUUUCACUUCUUCUUGCUUAUACUGUCAUUCACGUGCGGUUGCGGCCCUUUGGUUGCAUUUGGCUGGGUUUUUCGAUUCUAUCCUCCUGA
Messenger RNA from Amoebophrya sp. A25, 4201 nucleotides. The record is from the annotation of a GenBank genome assembly. NCBI's taxonomy places the organism in Eukaryota, Dinophyceae, Syndiniales, Amoebophryaceae.